CUGAUAAAGAUACACUUGCAUACGAGGCUCAAACCCAAUCACAUAUGAAGAUAAGGUUUCAACCCAUAAAACCAAACAUAAAUAUCACUUGUGUUAUUCUCUUCUGUUCAGUGAGUUAUCAUUUGUUAUGGCCAAAGCUUCAAAUUUGGUGUCUCCAAGGAUCUUCAAUUCAGUUUUCAAUCCAUGCCACCAAUCCAACACCAUCAGGUUGCACUCUCAGUUGAAUUCUCACAAUCAUUCCAACAAUGCCAUUGCCUCUACCAAAAGAAAUGAUAACUUUCACUCUCCAUUGAUUGGCAAGAACACAAGCAGGGCGACUCGUCGCCGGCUGAUCACGAUAUCACCAGGUGACGGCAGAUAUCAUGGGGAUUGGACAAGCAACUACCAUGUAUCAUUGCAAGAGCUGCAGUUACAGGAUUUGAUUGAAGAUGAUAAUGAUCAACACAAGGAUGCACAAGUAUUCAUCAAACUCAACAUCCAAAAGCAUGCUAGCUUUGGCCUAUCAGUGGAUGGAAGAGUUAUGACAUCAUUCACUAGAAAGUGUGGCACCUGUUGUUCCCCAUAUUGCCAACAGAUUGACGCAAACUUUAACGUAUGGGUUCUCAUGGCAAAUAGAGAUAACCGCAAGAUGCAACUACCCGAAAUUGGUGGUGAUCCUUCUGUGAUAUAUGUCAGACCAGGAUCUGAGGUUAAUUUGGAUUCUCUUGUACAAGAUGCUAUCAGGCUAAACUCCACAGUAAAGGUGUGUUCAUUAGAAUUUCAAAUCAUUAUAAGUUCUUAUUUUAGAAGCUUUAAUUUCUUUUUUCAUGUAUUAAUUUGCAGGAUACUUGCUCUGAGUUGUGCGAGAAAUCUGAGGGUACAAUACUAUUUUCAAGUGGACAAGGUCAGGCCUAUGUUGAUAAAAAGUGGUUUUCUAGAUUACUGGAACUGAAGAAAAAGAAAGCAAACUCAUGAUUUAUACAGCAUGGAAAUUAGAAGUUCCUUGUACAUAAUAGUCAGUUUGCAAAUAGCUUGUAUGUAUAAGUAACGACUCAUCAACAAAAUAAUAUCACUUUUACUUAAAUUUUGCAUAUUGAUACUUCAGAUGGUGGAUAUCA
This is a messenger RNA of Arachis ipaensis, 1097 nucleotides long. RefSeq names its product E3 ubiquitin-protein ligase, putative (DUF177). NCBI's taxonomy places the organism in Eukaryota, Viridiplantae, Streptophyta, Magnoliopsida, Fabales, Fabaceae. The record is from RefSeq and is a predicted model, not a curated record.